AACUACACCUCCCAUAACCCCUUGCGCCUCUGGGCUCGCUGCGGUUGCUUAUGACCAAUCGGGAGAGGCAGCUGUGGCGGGGGCCGAGGAGGGACAUUUUAAAAGGGCCGGAGAUUGCGGGCGUCAGUGGCCAUGGCGGAUACAGCGACUACAGCAUCGGCGGCAGCGGCAAGUGCUGCUAGCACCUCGACCGAUGCACCUCCUUUCCAGCUGGGCAAACCCCGUUUCCAGCAGACGUCCUUCUAUGGUCGCUUCAGGCACUUCUUGGAUAUCAUUGACCCUCGCACCCUCUUUGUCACUGAGAGACGUCUCAGAGAGGCUGUACAACUGCUGGAGGACUACAAGCAUGGGACCCUACGCCCAGGAGUCACCAAUGAACAGCUCUGGAGUGCGCAGAAAAUCAAGCAGGCUAUUCUACACCCGGACACCAAUGAGAAGAUCUUCAUGCCCUUUAGAAUGUCAGGUUACAUACCUUUUGGGACACCAAUUGUGGUCGGUCUUCUGUUGCCCAACCAGACACUGGCAUCCACUGUCUUCUGGCAGUGGCUGAACCAGAGUCACAACGCUUGUGUCAACUAUGCAAACCGAAAUGCUACCAAGCCUUCACCUGCAUCCAAGUUCAUCCAGGGCUACCUAGGAGCUGUCAUCAGUGCCGUCUCCAUCGCUGUGGGCCUUAAUGUCCUGGUUCAGAAAGCCAACAAGUUCACCCCAGCCACCCGCCUUCUUGUGCAGAGAUUUGUACCCUUCCCUGCCGUAGCCAGCGCCAAUAUCUGCAACGUGGUCCUAAUGCGGUACGGGGAGCUAGAGGAAGGGAUUGAUGUCCUGGAUGGUGAUGGCAACCUCGUGGGCUCCUCCAAGAUCGCAGCCAGACAUGCCCUGCUGGAGACGGCGCUGACACGAGUGGUCCUUCCCAUGCCCAUCCUGGUGCUGCCUCCAAUUGUCAUGUCCAUGCUGGAGAAGACGGCUCUCCUGCAGGCGCGGCCCCGGCUGCUCCUUCCUGUCCAAAGCCUCGUGUGCCUGGCAGCUUUUGGCCUGGCCCUGCCGCUGGCCAUCAGCCUUUUCCCACAGAUGUCAGAGAUCGAAACAUCCCAGUUAGAGCCUGAGAUUGCCCGGGCCACGAGCAGCCGGACAGUGGUGUACAACAAGGGGCUGUGAGCGGUGGCCGGCUGGCCUGGGGACGCAGCGUUGUCCAGGCCAGCAAUGUGUGGGCAGGGAAGGAGGAUUAUGGGCUGCACCUGCAGGGAGGGGCACGCUGACCCCACCAGUCCUGGGCCACCUGGGGUGGGGGGGCUCCAUCCACAGUGGUAGGGAGACUAAUCUAUUCACAUGUUAACAUAAGGGAGAGGAAUUCUGACACAUUUCCUAUCAAAAAUAAUCAAGUGCAUUUCUGGGCCUUACGUGGGGUUGUCAAAACUCUACUCCACACGAUUAUGUGUGAAGCUAAAAAAUUGUAGAGUGCCCACGGGGUAGAAUUAGGAUCCUUUUAUACUUUGUGUUUUUUUAUUUUUAUUUUUUAUCAGAAUCAAGCCUUGGUUGCAGCUGCCCAGAUGGGUUGCUGCCGGCAGGUGGACAGGUGGUGGGAAUAAGAGUAGUCCUGGGAGCUGGUUGGUUUGGUGGCUAGGCUGGUAGAUUUAGGAUAUUACUGUGGCCAAAACCAAUGUCUCCCUGGGCUGGGCAGGGGUAGUGAGGGGAGGGGAGGCAGUCUACCCCUCACAGGACGAAGCAGCUAUGACUAAGCUCCUCAGAAGGUGGCCCAGGAAAUGAAGGAGCACUGGAGGCCUCUGGAAGUUUCCAUGGGCAUCUGGCUCUGAGUGUGGCCGGCCUUCAUGCGUGCCACACUUGCAGAACGAGUUCCUCUGCAUGAAGCCCAGUGAAACACUGGGGCUGGUGUUACCCUUCAUGGAGCCCUGAUCCAUUUGAGGCCCCUGAGAUGACCCCAGCUCCAGGCAGGAAACCCCAAGAAGGAACAGUGUUAGGCCAGAGCCACGGGCAUGCACUCUGGUGCAUUUCUGCACUAUGGAAGAUCCUCCCAGGCUGGAGACUGGGCCUUGGGGCUGGCGCUGGGCUGACUGCCGUCGGAGGGGCCUCGCCAGCCCCCGACGAUUCCUGCCCCAUCCCACUGCUUCCUGAGUAGAAGGGUCUCACGCCUGAGAGUUUGGAGGCCAGAUCUCUAAGCACCUAUCUGAGAGGAAGCAUCAACCCAAAAACGGCAGGCCUCAGCGCUGGCACUAGUGGGCUGUGUGACCUUGGACAAAUCCACUCCCUUCUCUGAGCUUUCACUCUCUGCCCAGAACCAGAGGACUGGAUCAAGGGGUUCUCACCUGCUCUUCCAGCUGGACCUUGUCUUGGCCUGUCCUGCUUAGAUACAGGUCAUCCCAGGCACAUCCCAACAUGGACACUGGACUGGGAAAGGGGUGGGCCCCUUUGGGAAUGACCAGCUGUGGGCCUCAGAGCCUGGACCUUGCCUUUAUGUAUGUCACCCCACAUCCUGGGAGCACUUGACCUUUGCCAAACACUUUACCGUUCCGAAAAAGGAGGCAGUGUGGAUGCCUGGGCCUGAGUAGGGGGCCACACCCGCAUGCCGCCUCUCACCCUGCACUGGCCUUGACGCUGUUUGCUGCUGGCUGUCGUCUCCUUUCCAUUUGCAAGCCAGGAAAGAAGAGAACUCUUCAGAGGAAAGCAGGGCCUGAGGUGGGGGCCUACAGGGUAACCCCCUCAUUGGAAAGGCCCACAAAGGAGGAAGCAUGGGUCUCAACGCACCCCUCACCUGACCCCAACUGGAAGGAGCCCUCUGCAUGCAGCCACAGGGCCUCCCCUACCCUGGUGACUCUACCUGGGGAGAGACCUGGCUGGAGGUAAAUAUGUGCACAUGCAGGAAAAGGCCAGUGCAGGGCAGAAAGAGCGUGGCCACGGGCAGCUCUUACUGCGGUUAGGGUUGCGGGAGUUGUGGUGAGGCGGAUUUCUGCAGGUAUUGACACCAUGCAUGCCCCUAGCAGUCCUUGCUGCCAUCACCUCCUAGCCAGGCUCUGCAGGAUGCUGCCAUGAGGGCCCCCCACUCUCCCAAGGAGCAGCCCCCCCACUGCCCAUCAGGAAGGAGAGAAGGCAGAGACAAGCUUGGAAGACAAAACAACAGAGGGGCGGGGUGCCAUGGUGUUGGAGGGGCAGGUAUGUUUUAGCUAUUCCCGCCAUAAUGUGAGUGUGCCAGUGACAGGCGGCUGGGCAUAGCUGGGUCCUCUUUUGCAAAGUUCACUUCAAGCUCACCCUAUCCCUCCUCUCAUUGGGUCUUAUUCUUGUGCACUUUACUUUGGGACCAAAACUGUCCACCCCAGCUCCACUCCCACCCCUUUGAAAGGCCUGGCAGAGAUGGGGUCUGUCCACCUCCCCCUCUGAGCUGGCUGCCCCAGCCCAGCCCCAGCCCUGUGGCCUCUUCGUCUCAUAACCUACUUACUUUGUCUUCUGGAUGAUUUCCGGUCAUGCUCCCAAAUGCAGUUUCAGGUGAGCUAAGGGGUGAUGAUGGCAAAGGAUCCUUAUAGCUUAGGUGAUGGUGACAGAGAUUCAGCAGGCCGUGCUGCGAAGCCCUGGUCUGGCUGUGGAAAACACCAUGAAGGGAAACUUUCAGCCAACAUCCAUCCUCCACUCUGCUGAGGCCAGAAGAAGGGAGGCCACAUGGGAAGAUUGUUUUUUGACUGGGGAGGAGGCUGAGCCAGAACCCACAGUCACUGGGGGGCUGGCUAGCCCAGCUGUGCCAGAAUACAGGGCAUAUCUGCAACUGGUUCUCCAAUCCUGGUGUAUCUGCCCAACCUACUCUAAUCAUUUCAGACAUUUCCAAAGGCUGGCGGAUGCCCUUCUCCCACUUCCAUUCCCCAGUCAGCAAUCGGAGUGCAGGGACCAAAAGCCCAAGAUGUCAAGA
Messenger RNA from Rhinolophus ferrumequinum (greater horseshoe bat), 3910 nucleotides. It is a transcript of the gene SFXN5, whose product is annotated as sideroflexin 5. Gene Ontology annotation, molecular function: monoatomic ion transmembrane transporter activity; citrate transmembrane transporter activity. The transcript has 14 exons. The coding region runs from base 133 to 1155 and encodes 340 amino acids. Gene Ontology annotation, biological process: citrate transport; mitochondrial transmembrane transport; monoatomic ion transport. Gene Ontology annotation, cellular component: mitochondrial inner membrane. The record is from RefSeq and is a predicted model, not a curated record. Lineage: Eukaryota; Metazoa; Chordata; Mammalia; Chiroptera; Rhinolophidae.